UCGUGUGUGAGAGAGAUGACGUCGUUCAGCAACCUUCCUGAGGAUUUGGUAGUGGAGAUACUCUCUAGAGUUCCAGCUGUAUCUUUGGCAAGGUUACGAUCAACAUCCAAAGAAUGGAACGCUCUGAUCAAAUAUGGGAGGGUACUUGCUAAGAAGCACUUCGCCAAUACUCCAAAGCGCUCUAUGGCUCUCGUGUUGAUUAAUCAUAGGGUUUAUUCAGUGGAACUCAUCAAUCUCCUAAGAAAUCAGAUUAACGUUACUCCAUCUGUUAAUGUAACAUGUCAUUUAAGCCUAAAAGAUCCUCUUUCUAAUAAUUCUUCGGAAGAAGUCGAUAUACGCAACGUCUUUCACUGUGAUGGCUUAUUACUAUGCAAAACCAAGGGCUAUAGACUGGUGGUUUGGAAUCCAUGUUCAGGUGAAACCAUGUGGAUUCAAUUACCAAGGUAUUCCUACAAGAAAAAUGACCGCUAUGCUCUCGGUAAAACCUCUUGCAACAAGUACAAAAUAUUGAGGCAGGACUGUCUUAUCGAUCCGCGCGAAGAACGUUACUUUACCAAAAUCUCGUGGGAGGAUAUUGUCAAUCCUAGCCAGAUACGUCACGAGUAUGAAAUCUAUGACUGUACCUCUAAUUCUUGGAGGGGUCUUGGUGUGACCACAGAAUUUUUGGAUCCAAAUAUUAACAGUGGCAUGUCUGUAAACGGAAUAACUUACUGGUUUGAUGGAUAUGAACAAUAUUCCUUAGUAAGUUUUGAUUUCUCAACAGAGAGAUUCAGAAAUGAGUCUCUCCCAGAGUGUGAUGGUCAUUUGGCUUUAUCAGUGACUGGACAAGGACAACAACUUUGUAUGUUAUCUACUGAUGAUACAUAUCCGACCGGAACAAACGUUGACUUAUGGAUAGCAACGAAGAGUGAGAACAACGGAGAAUUGUCAUGGAACAAGUUCCCAAUAUUAAUCCAGGGCGUUGGUCCACGCUAUCGUUGUCAUUUUAAUGAAGGGGUGAGUUUCUUCCCCUACCAGGUGAAGGAGAAGACUGUUGUAGUUUUUUGUCAUAGUCCCAACCGGUUCUCCAAGAAUAUCAUACACAUUGUGGAACAUGGUAAAUUAAUCGAUCAAUUGUAUCAUCAUGGUGCAAAACCUACACACGGAUUAUCUCAUAAUCCACGUCUUCUCAUCUAUGUUCCAAGUUUAGUUCAAAUCCAAGAUAGUAUCUAGUUCUUUAAGAUGGAGGAGGUAAACGGGAAGCACCAAGUCAGUUCAUGGCCUUGUGAUUGUCACACGUUAGUCUAUGCAUUAACUAUUCUCCAUGAUUGACAUAUUCUGCCUAGUUAUGAUGUCUUUUUCCAUCGACAGUUCAUCAAAAUUAGUUUUUGGAGGAAUCAGACGGAACAAGAGCUAACGACUUGAAACUGUCACAAUAAUUUAGUAUUAUGAUUUUCUUUUUUGAAUUGAAUGUAAAAUUAAUUCAAACAAAAAAAACUGUUUUUACAUCAAGUAUUAUGAUUUUCAAGAUGUA
This is a messenger RNA of Capsella rubella, 1513 nucleotides long. RefSeq names its product putative F-box protein At3g21170. The record is from RefSeq and is a predicted model, not a curated record. The coding region runs from base 16 to 1212 and encodes 398 amino acids. NCBI's taxonomy places the organism in Eukaryota, Viridiplantae, Streptophyta, Magnoliopsida, Brassicales, Brassicaceae. Gene Ontology annotation, molecular function: protein binding. The transcript has a single exon.